AUGGAUGGUAGGCUCGAGCCCUCCUUCGAUGAGAACGCAGCUGGGCCUCUUCAAGGCAAGGUGAACUCGCCAGACUUCACAGAUUGGCAGAACAUCGAUUGGUCUACAUUGACAAGUUCAAUCACCGAGACAAUUACUUCGCCUGGAGGGUUUAUGGGCUCGCCCUUCGAGGGAAACAAUGGUCUUUUUGAAUCCGGAAACGGCUUCGUCUUUCCCCACAACAGCCCGUUCUAUAUGCGGUAG
This is a messenger RNA of Didymosphaeria variabile, 243 nucleotides long. RefSeq lists its product as uncharacterized. The record is from RefSeq and is a predicted model, not a curated record. Bases 1 to 243 code for a protein of 80 amino acids. The transcript has 2 exons. NCBI's taxonomy places the organism in Eukaryota, Fungi, Ascomycota, Dothideomycetes, Pleosporales, Didymosphaeriaceae.